Messenger RNA from Cryptomeria japonica (Japanese cedar), 2595 nucleotides. Its product is annotated as ATP-dependent zinc metalloprotease FTSH 1, chloroplastic. Gene Ontology annotation, biological process: proteolysis. The transcript is spliced from 6 exons. NCBI's taxonomy places the organism in Eukaryota, Viridiplantae, Streptophyta, Pinopsida, Cupressales, Cupressaceae. The coding region runs from base 207 to 2318 and encodes 703 amino acids. The record is from RefSeq and is a predicted model, not a curated record. Gene Ontology annotation, cellular component: membrane; chloroplast thylakoid. Gene Ontology annotation, molecular function: ATP binding; ATP hydrolysis activity; metalloendopeptidase activity.
UUACGGAAAUUUAUCAGUCGAAGAUAAUGAAUGGCGGCCUCCAGGCCUCUAUUUGAGGCCUGAAUCCUGCCACGUGUCCUCCAAACAAAGCACUGCCGUGGCACAGGGAUAGUGUCUCAACCAAGUAGCCAGACUCAUACUCAAAUAUGAUAAAUUUAUCAACACAGCACAGACAUUCAGAUCCAAGCUUAUUUUCCAAAUAAGCAAUGGCGGCCACCAAUCUACUUCUUUCAACUCCGAUCAAAACUCAAUUCUUCGGCCACCGCCUGGCCUUCUCACCCCCUGCACCGAAAUUCCUCCACCACCAGCGCGCCACCCAAAUCCUCACUCCCCGGGCCUCGCUACAGAAAAGUCUCCCAGCUGCGCUCAUCGCAAUUCCGCUCCUCUCCACAUCGCCUUUGGCGCUCCUCCCUGCAGCUGCCGCGCCGGAGCUUGCCCCCGCCCCACCUCCUCCAACCGGGGCUGAAGCCCUCCGCCCAAACGCCCUACAAACCGCUACUCCCUCUCCCUUUUCCGGAGCCGCCGUCUCCGCCCCGGAGCCCCGCUCAUCCGACCUUCCGGAGGGUGCGCAAUGGCGCUACAGCGACUUCCUCAAUGCUGUGAAGAAGGGCAAAGUGGAGCGCGUGCGAUUCAGUCGCGAUGGCGCCUCGCUCCAGCUCUCCGCCGUGGACGGGCGGCGCGCCACCGUCACGCUACCUAAUGACCCUGACCUUGUUGAUAUCCUCGCCAUGAACGGCGUGGACAUUUCUGUGUCGGAGGGCGAUAGUAAUAACAAUCUCUUUAAUGUGAUUGGGAAUUUGCUGUUUCCGAUAUUGGCUUUUGGAGGGCUCUUCUUUCUGUUCAGGCGUGCGCAGGGUGGGCCCGGGGGACCUGGCGGCCUUGGCGGUCCUAUGGACUUUGGCCGUUCCAAGUCUAAGUUUCAGGAGGUGCCUGAGACUGGCAUAACCUUUGCUGAUGUGGCUGGUGCUGACCAGGCCAAGUUGGAGCUGCAGGAGGUGGUAGAUUUCUUAAAAAACCCUGACAAGUAUACAGCCCUGGGUGCGAAGAUUCCUAAGGGUUGCUUAUUGGUUGGGCCACCUGGCACAGGAAAGACCCUACUUGCCCGAGCUGUGUCUGGGGAGGCUGGUGUGCCAUUUUUCUCAUGUGCUGCUUCAGAAUUUGUGGAGCUUUUUGUUGGUGUUGGUGCUUCAAGGGUCAGGGAUUUGUUUGAAAAGGCGAAGUCUAAGGCACCGUGUAUUGUUUUUAUUGAUGAAAUUGAUGCGGUGGGGAGGCAGAGAGGGGCCGGGCUUGGUGGUGGGAAUGAUGAGAGGGAGCAAACCAUCAAUCAACUACUGACAGAGAUGGAUGGGUUCUCAGGUAACAGCGGGGUAAUUGUUCUUGCUGCUACAAAUCGGCCAGAUGUUUUGGAUUCAGCACUUCUGCGCCCAGGGAGGUUUGAUCGACAAGUUACUGUCGACAGGCCAGAUGUUGCCGGGAGAGUGAAGAUUCUUGAGGUUCAUUCCAGAGGCAAAGCAUUGGGGAAAGAUGUAGAUUUUGACAAAAUUGCAAGGAGGACGCCUGGCUUCACUGGUGCUGAUUUGCAAAAUUUGAUGAAUGAAGCUGCCAUUCUUGCUGCUCGAAGAGACCUGAAAGAGAUUAGCAAAGAUGAAAUUUCUGAUGCUCUGGAAAGAAUUAUUGCUGGCCCAGAGAAGAAGAAUGCUGUUGUAUCAGAGGAGAAGAGGAGGCUAGUUGCAUAUCAUGAGGCUGGCCAUGCCCUUGUUGGUGCACUUAUGCCAGAGUAUGAUCCCGUUGCAAAAAUUUCAAUCAUUCCCCGUGGCCAAGCUGGAGGUCUGACAUUUUUUGCUCCUAGUGAAGAGAGAUUAGAGUCUGGGCUAUAUAGCAGAAGCUACCUAGAGAAUCAGAUGGCAGUUGCACUCGGUGGAAGGGUUGCAGAAGAAGUUAUUUUUGGUAAGGAAAAUGUUACAACAGGAGCCUCAAAUGACUUCCAACAGGUCUCUCGUGUUGCACGCCAGAUGGUUGAAAGACUUGGUUUUAGCAAAAAGAUUGGACAAAUAUCUCUUGGAGGAGGUGGUGGAAAUCCAUUUUUGGGACAACAGAUGUCCCCACAAAAGGAUUACUCUAUGGCAACGGCAGAUAUUGUUGAUGCUGAAGUCAGAGAGCUUGUUGAGAAGGCAUAUGCCAGAGCUGUCAACAUAAUCACAACACAAAUCGACAUUCUUCACAAAUUAGCAGAGCUUCUAAUGGAGAAAGAAACAGUAGAUGGAGAGGAGUUCAUGAGCUUGUUUAUAGAUGGAAAGGCUGAACUCUUUGUUGCUUAGAAUUUGAAAACUACAUUUAGAUGUUCAACAGCUGAUACAAUAUGUAUUUUUUAGCUGAUACUAAAUUUCAAAUUAUCCUAUAGUUAAACAUGUAACGUAAACCAGAUCAUAUUGUAGAACAAAUACCAAGAAAUGCGGUUCGAAUAUUAAAGUUUGUGAGAAGUAUUAUUGUUCCCACUUCUCAACCGUGCAUCAAUAUUUGGCACGACUUUCAUUGAUGUAACACUAUAGAAAGAAAGAUUACUUUAAGUUAUGAUAGGCCAAAGGCCCUUGAUCA